Molecule: messenger RNA, 2442 nt
Organism: Cicer arietinum (chickpea)
Lineage: Eukaryota; Viridiplantae; Streptophyta; Magnoliopsida; Fabales; Fabaceae
Product: 3-ketoacyl-CoA synthase 4-like
Biological process (GO): fatty acid biosynthetic process
Cellular component (GO): membrane
Molecular function (GO): acyltransferase activity, transferring groups other than amino-acyl groups
Source: RefSeq, a predicted model, not a curated record
UUUUAUUUUGGCCCAUUCCUUGAUAUUGAAUGUUAGUGCCUUUGAUUUCCGCAGCCAUCAUCUGAUUAACAACGGUUGUCUGUGUUCACCACUCCCUCUCUUAUUCCCUCUCUCACUCUCAUAUCACCGAUAACAAGUAACAACCAUGCACAUCCUUUACCAAUUCUAACAAGAAACAGAGCAAGAGAGAGAGAUAGAGAGAGAUAGAGAGAGAAAGAGAGAGAGCGAUCCUGUUAAUUUGUUUCUGUCAGUCUCUCUCUGUGCCACAGUCAAUCAUCAAUUCAUCAUAACUAAGGUUUCAGUUUCACGCAAUCACCUUUUUCCAUCCUAUCCUUCUCUCUCCCCUUAACUGGUAAGGCUAACUCAUUUCAUUACGUCCUUCUUUUACACAUCACCUUAACCCUUUCUUCUUCUUCUUCUUCUUCUUCUUAAAACUACUUAUCAAAUCUAUUCAAUCGUUUUUCAUCUCUUAUAUCUCCCUAUCUCGAUCACUUAUCAAAAAUCAAAUCUACCUUCCUUCAUCAGAUCCUCGACUACCUUCAUAGUACGUAUAAAUAUUUAUAUAUAUAUAUAUAUAUAUAUAUAUAUAUAAACUUGUUAUUUUCAUUUCUCAAUCUCAAAAAACAAUUCAGAAAAUAUGGAUAAUAAUAGGGAAGGUGUUCAGAUCCAACAGAAUCGAAGGUUACCACUACCAGAUUUUCUUCAAAGUGUGAAUCUCAAGUAUGUGAAAUUAGGUUACCAUUACCUAAUCACACACCUUUUAACUCUCUGUUUAAUCCCUCUUAUGUCUGUAAUCAUAAUCCAAGUUUCUCAAAUGAACCCACAAGAUAUUCACCAACUCUGGCUUCACCUAAAGUACAAUCUCGUUAGCGUCAUAGCUUGUUCAACUAUCCUCGUUUUUGGAUCCACCGUUUACAUCAUGACCCGCCCUAGAUCCGUUUAUCUUGUUGAUUUCUCUUGUUACAAACCCCCUUCUAAUCUCAGUGUUAAAUUCACCAAAUUCGUUGAACAUUCCAGACUCAAAGGUGAUUUUGAUGAAUCUUCUUUAGAGUUUCAACGCAAGAUUUUGGAACGUUCUGGUCUUGGUGAAGAAACUUAUCUCCCUGAAGCUAUGCAUCAGAUUCCACCAACACCUUCUAUGGCUUCAGCUAGGGAAGAAGCAGAACAGGUUAUGUAUGGUGCUCUUGAUAAUCUUUUUGCUAAUACAAAGAUUAAGCCAAAAGACAUUGGUAUCCUUGUUGUUAAUUGUAGUUUGUUUAAUCCAACACCUUCACUUUCAGCUAUGAUUGUUAACAAGUAUAAACUUAGGGGUAAUAUAAGAAGUUUCAAUUUGGGUGGUAUGGGUUGUAGUGCUGGUGUUAUAGCUAUUGAUCUUGCUAAAGACAUGCUUCAAGUUCAUAGGAACACUUAUGCUGUUGUUGUUAGUACUGAGAACAUUACUCAAAAUUGGUACUUUGGGAACAAGAAAUCAAUGUUGAUUCCGAAUUGUUUGUUUCGCGUUGGCGGGGCGGCGGUUCUGCUCUCUAACAAAGGAUCUGAUAGAAGAAGAGCAAAGUAUAAGCUUGUUCAUGUUGUGAGAACUCAUAAAGGUGCUGAUGAUAAAGCAUUUAAGUGUGUUUAUCAAGAACAAGAUGAUGUUGGUAAAACAGGUGUGUCUUUGUCAAAAGAUCUUAUGGCUAUUGCUGGUGGUGCUCUUAAAACUAAUAUCACAACUUUGGGUCCUCUUGUUUUGCCAGUGAGUGAGCAACUUUUGUUUUUUACAACAUUAGUUGUUAAGAAGCUUUUUAAUGCAAAAGCUAAGCCUUAUAUACCUGAUUUCAAGCUUGCUUUUGAACAUUUCUGCAUACAUGCUGGUGGAAGAGCUGUGAUUGAUGAACUUGAGAAAAAUUUACAGCUUUUGCCUAUGCAUGUUGAGGCAUCUAGAAUGACUUUGCAUAGGUUUGGGAACACUUCAUCAAGUUCAAUUUGGUAUGAGUUGGCUUAUAUUGAAGCUAAAGGGAGAAUGAGAAAAGGUAACAGAAUUUGGCAGAUUGCAUUUGGAAGUGGUUUCAAGUGUAACAGUGCUGUGUGGCAGGCUAUGAAACAUGUGAGGGCUUCAUCAAAGAGUCCAUGGGAAGAUUGCAUUGAUAGGUACCCUGUUGAGAUUGUUACAUAGUUGGAUUGAUAGUUUUAGAAGUAUGAAUUAAUUAAUUAGAGAAGGGUCAUUUGCACAUUUAUCUUCCAUUUGUUUCAAAAUUUAUUUGGGUCAGUGAUCUCUGCUUUAGAAGUCAGUGUUACUUGGUCCAAAACUAGGUUGCUUGAGUUCUAGUUAUUCAACCAUUAUCUUGGGUAAUUAUUUAUGCAGAGUAGUGUCGAUAUGAUUGAGUAUUUGUUCAUUCAAACUACUAUGCAUUGAAGUAUACUUUUUCUGUCUCAUUAUAAUUAAGUGUUAUGUUCAAAAUA